Danio rerio (zebrafish) is the source of this 1610-nucleotide messenger RNA. It is a transcript of the gene kptn, whose product is annotated as kaptin (actin binding protein). Gene Ontology annotation, cellular component: actin cytoskeleton. Gene Ontology annotation, biological process: actin filament organization. NCBI's taxonomy places the organism in Eukaryota, Metazoa, Chordata, Actinopteri, Cypriniformes, Danionidae. Gene Ontology annotation, molecular function: actin binding. The record is from RefSeq and is marked provisional.
GUUGUUCUUUUCAUCACUCGCCUGACAGUAAACUCUAGCUGUUUUGUUUAAUGGAUUACUGUAUUUUUCUGUAAUAUGUUACCCGACAUAAAAGGCUUGUGUCCCUUUGUGGAAGAUAGUUUUAGUCGGUUUCCUUCGCAGAGUAACAUCUACGGACUAUGCCAGGCAGGCGAGCAGGAGUUGCUGGCAGCCACUCUGAAGGGGAAAGUAGUGUGUUUUAGAUACCAAGACCUACAGAAGAAGAUCAGACCUGUGGCCAAAGAGAUUCAGUUCACUUAUAUACCAGUUGAUGCAGAAAUCGUGUCCAUUGACGCCUUCAACAAAUCAGCCCCUAAAAGAGGACUGGUCGUAGGAAUAACCUUUAUUAAGGACUCUGGGGACAAAGCAACUCCUUUCCUUAACAUUUACUGUGAUUAUGAGCCAGGGUCAGAGUUUAACCUGGAGUCUAUUGCACAAAGCUGUCUGAACCUGGAGCUCCAGUUCACUCCUUUCCAGCUUUAUCACACCGAAGUGCACUGUGCCGAUGGAUCCAGUGAGACAGUCUUUCUCCUCAGUGGACACGAUCAGCGCAUACAUCUUUACAAAGAGAAUGCCUCUUUGCACCAGUUUGAGGAGCAGCCUGUAGAAAGACUCUUUCCUGAACUGCAGGACCUGCCGAGCAAUGUGUUAUGGUUAGAUGUCUUGAGUCUUGAUCAAAAUCGGCGCCUCACUGCGUUUGGAUGUCAGAGCGGUUGUGUGGGACUUUCUGUCGUCAACCAAAAGGGACCUGAGAUUCUCCAGAACUGGCGUGUGCAGCAUGACAGCCCCAUCUCCACUGUUUUAUUGUUUCCUCUAAAGCAGCAUCAGCAGAACACGGACACAAAGAGUAAUCAAAGGGUUACAUUUAAUCUGCUGGUCACCAGUGCGAUAGAAAUGGCUGUUGUUUACAGGGAUGUAGAGCAGUAUGGACUGAGCAGACAGCUGUGUUUGGCAGAAAGUGACCAGUGUGAUGCAGUUCUAUGUGCCCUUGUUGUUGAUCUGGACUUUGAUGGACAGCAUGAGUUGCUGCUGGGAACGUAUGGACAGGAUCUGCUCUGCUACAAAUUUGACCAAACAUCCGAAACUUUUGAAGAAAAGUUACAGCCGCUGUGGAGACGGAGCUUUAAAAGUCCCCUGCUGUCACUGAUUUAUCUCGACCUGACAGGAGACGGACUGAAGGAACUAGCUGUUCUUACGUUAAAAGGCCUGCAUAUACUACAGCACAGUCUGAAGACAACAGCGGAUCUUGUUGUUCAGCGCCUGUCCACUUUAGUAUUAAGAUCGCCUGCUAAUUCAAAAGACCAGCCAAUGAAAAGCCAAGAUACUGAAGAGGAAUCGGAACAAAGAACUGAAACUUCCCUACACUGAUUUUUAAUAUAUAAAGAUACUUAAGUUUAUUAUAAAGUUUAAAAAAACAACAUGCCAGAGUACAGCAAGAAAAAGUUCUGCGAGCAUCACAUUCAGUGUUUCAUAGCUCAUGUCUGUAGAGUGAUGUCACUGUAAUGGGCAGUGAUAUUUUUAUGUUGCUUCAGUCAUGCAUCAGUGUCAUCGUUAUAGUCACAUUUCAUACACUGAAAUAAAAAUGUCUUCCA